Messenger RNA from Lethenteron reissneri (Far Eastern brook lamprey), 729 nucleotides. RefSeq names its product EDAR associated via death domain (gene EDARADD). Gene Ontology annotation, biological process: signal transduction. Lineage: Eukaryota; Metazoa; Chordata; Hyperoartia; Petromyzontiformes; Petromyzontidae. The record is from RefSeq and is a predicted model, not a curated record. Gene Ontology annotation, molecular function: protein binding.
GCUGGUGACUGCGAAUGAGAAGCUACAGAGUCCCGGCCUCACGAAGGAGGAGACGGCUCCGUUUAAGGAGACUGGGUCCAGCAUCCCCAUCGCGAUCCCUGGCAAACCUCCGACGGAAACCCCCACUGAAAAGGCCGCUGGAAGUCCCAACGGCAGUAGCGGCGGUCAGCCAUGUCCCAACCUGCCCCUCCCCCCCGCCGUUGACCCCCUGACCUCUGACCCCGUCUCGCUGUGCUCGAGCACCGAGCGCCCCCAGCCCACGGUGCUGGACUUCAUGGACGACGCCGACGCCUUCCACAGACUGAAGGCCAAGUUGGAUCCCAGCCACAGCAUCAUCAAGAACUGGCGCCACGUGGGCUCACGCUGGGGCCUAAGCUACGACGAGCUGAGCCUGCUGGAGGAGCGGGGGAGGGGCGGCCGUAGCCCCACCGAGGAGGUGCUCCUGCGCAACGGGCACCGCCCGCUGGCGCAGCUGGUGCAGCAGUGCCGAGACCUCAACCGGAUCGACGCCGCCUUGCUGCUGCAGGGCUGGGUGGCGCAAACGUGGCGCCGGGGGUCACGGCAGCAGCAGGAGCAGCUCGGUCACUCGUGGCGCUAGCGGCGCCGGCGGCUAGGGCUGCCGGAAGAAGCUCCCGGGCACGAGGGCGCGGGACCUCGGGACGUCGGGCCGAACGACGCGUUGGCGGCGGCGGCGCCAUCGCCACCGUGAAGCUUCGAGAUAUGGGUAGA